Messenger RNA from Penicillium mononematosum, 1389 nucleotides. Its product is annotated as putative guanine deaminase. Bases 1 to 1389 code for a protein of 462 amino acids. The transcript has a single exon. The record is from RefSeq and is a predicted model, not a curated record. Gene Ontology annotation, cellular component: cytosol. Gene Ontology annotation, biological process: guanine catabolic process. Gene Ontology annotation, molecular function: guanine deaminase activity; zinc ion binding. NCBI's taxonomy places the organism in Eukaryota, Fungi, Ascomycota, Eurotiomycetes, Eurotiales, Aspergillaceae.
AUGGAAGAACUCGACAAGAACGCCACCCCGGUCUCUGGGCUGCCCCUCGGCUUUCAUGGCACGGUAAUCCAUUCCCGAAGUUUGGAUGACCUCGAGAUCCUGGAGAAUUGCAUUGUGAUUGUGGGAACAGAUGGCAAGAUUCAGGCGCUACAAGCAGAUGUGGAAUCGGAUCAGAUCAACUCCAUUGUCUCGGAAAAUGGUUAUGUGCCGGACGUUUUCCCAGUGAAAUAUCUCAAGCGCGGGGAAUUUCUGUGCCCCGGCUUUGUUGAUACUCACAAUCAUGCACCCCAGUGGGCACAGCGUGGUGUUGGAAGAGGGAUUUCCUUGCUCGACUGGUUGGAUAAGGUCACUUUUGCCCACGAGGCCAAGUUCCAAGAUCCGGAAUAUGCCAAACGCAUGUACGCCUCUUGCGUGACGGGCUUUUUACAACAGGGCAUCACCACCGCAUCAUAUUACGGCUCGCAUCAUGGGCAGGCAACUCGCAUUCUGGCUGAUGUCUGCUUUGAAAAAGGACAGCGCGCUCUGGUGGGCAAGUGUAACAUGAACCGGAAUGCCCCGGACUGGUAUCGGGAUCCGUCGGUGUCCGACUCACUACGCGAAACGCGUGAGCUCAUCCACCAUGUCCAGAAACUUGAUCCGGAAUACCGUCUGGUGAAACCAAUACUGACGCCACGCUUUGCGAUAUGUUGUGAGCCGGAAUUACUGGAUGGGCUUGGUGCCAUCGCCCGUGAGCAUCCCAAUCUCCCAAUACAGACCCAUUUCAAUGAAGCAAAGCAGGAGAUCGAGUCCACGCAUCAGCUCUUUCCAGAAUUUGAUACGGAAGCUGAUCUCUAUCAGCGAUAUGGUUUGUUGAAUGAUCGAUCCAUCCUUGCCCACUGUAUCUUUUUACAGGAAGGAGAGAUGCGUCGCAUCCAGGAACUUGGCUGUGGGGUUGCCCAUUGCCCAAUCGCCAACACCACCAUGCAAGAUUUUAUGGUAGCACCUGUGCGAGAGUAUCUGCGCCGCGGUAUCAAGGUGGGCCUCGGAACUGAUAGUGGUGGUGGCUACUCGUCAUCCAUACUGGAUGCCAUGAAACAGGCUUUCAUUGUAUCGAAUGCGCAGCAGAUGUUGACCCAAGGACGGGACCCUGCCCUUUCUUUGUGCGAGGGCUUCUUUCUCGCCACUCUAGGUGGUGCGCAAGUGUGUGGUCUCGAUGACCGGGUUGGUAACUUUGCAGUUGGCAAAAAGUUUGAUGCGCUCGAAGUCCAUACCAAUCUUGGCCAAGCAGGAGUCAUGAGCCCAGUCGAAGAUGAAGAUACCCUCCAGGUGAUAUUCGAGAAGUUUCUGAUGACUGGGGAUGAUCGGAAUAUUGUCAAAGUCUAUGUGAGCGGUCGGUCGGUCAAGCUUUGA